Messenger RNA from Saccoglossus kowalevskii, 3264 nucleotides. Its product is annotated as plexin-A2-like. Gene Ontology annotation, molecular function: protein binding; semaphorin receptor activity. Gene Ontology annotation, cellular component: semaphorin receptor complex; plasma membrane. NCBI's taxonomy places the organism in Eukaryota, Metazoa, Hemichordata, Enteropneusta, Harrimaniidae. Gene Ontology annotation, biological process: semaphorin-plexin signaling pathway; regulation of cell migration. The record is from RefSeq and is a predicted model, not a curated record.
AUGGCCCUGAAAAUGAGGAGCUGCUUUCUUCUAUUAUUUGUGCUGCAGCUAACUUUAAUGAGCCAUGGUCAAGAUUUCUCCAUCUUUGUUGAGACAAACGAUCCAAGUAACAAGGAUAUAAGACUGACAAGAAUGGUUUUAGAUCCUAAUAAUGGUCGUUUGUAUGUGGGAUCGGUAAAUAGGCUUUAUAAAUUGACCAGUGAUUUGGAGACAGAAAAAAUUGAGUCAACGGGACCAAGAGAUGACAACCCCAAUUGUAUACCACCAGAUUUUGUACUGUGUCAUUCUACGCUUGUUUCAACGAACAAUAUCAAUAAGAUUCUAGUCAUUGAUACAGAUAAUAGUCAAUUGAUAACCUGUGGAAAUGUGUACAGAGGUUCUUGUGAAACAAGAGAUAUGGAUACAUUAGAUUUGAUAGAGUGGUAUGAUAGACAAGUAGCAACAACAGCUACAGAUGGAUCUACGGUGGCAAUAAUAGCUCAUGGUCCAAAUAAUGACAAUACUGGACUUGGUCCAAAUGUUUUGUAUGUUGGUAGAAGUGGUAUCCCUGGUGAGACUCGAUGGAUUCCUCUUUCUAGUCGUCUACUUCCAUCUAGUAACAAUGAGGAUUCAUUUUCUAUACUGAACGAUGAAAUUGGAAAUGCUGGAUUAGUACAAGUAAAGUCAGAUUUCUUUGGAGUUAAUUCUGACUUUAACAUUGAUUAUAUUAGUGUAUUUGAAAGCAAUGGUUUUACGUAUUAUGUAUCUGUCCAGCCCAAGAUAGACACCAUAACUAGUGGACCAUUCGUUACGAAAAUAGUUCAAAUUUGCCAAAGUUGUAACAAGUACAAGGAAACCUAUAUUGAUUUACCAUUGGUAUGCAAAAGCAGUGAUGGUGUUGAUUACAAUUUAGCACAAUCGGCAUAUGUAACUCAAGCUGGUGAUGAUCUCGCAGAAAAUAUGAACUUAGAUUCUAAUGACAACAAAGAUAUUGUAGUUGUGUCAUUUGCUGAAGCAGAAGGAACAUCAAAAAUACCAACAGACAAAUCAGCCGUAUGUAUAUACUCCAUCAAAAAAAUACGUGAAAAGUUUUUUGAUUGGCUUUACAUGUGUGCAUCGGAUAUAAAUCAACCAACUGGGUGUGCCUGGUCUUCCACCGCCUUGGAGGAUGUUUGUGGCAAUACCUGGCUGGCUGAUGUUAUUGGUGUUGAUUUGUGUGCUUGUCGUGAUUUUGGCAAAAUGACAUGUGGAACCCUGAAUAUAACUGAGACACCUUGUCAUACUAGCAGUGAUUCCAUGAUAACCGCUGUAGCUGCAUUGUCCCAUGCAGGUCAUACCGUUAUAUUCACAGGAAAUCAAGAUGGACACCUUAAAAAGUUGAAAGUGGUUAACAGCAAUUCAGCUUUGGAAUAUGAAAAUAUUAAAGUUGUCCAUGAUAACCCGGAAAUUGUACAAAAUGGUUUGCUAUUCGAUGCUGAAAAUAACAAUAUUUACGUCAUGAGUAAAAGACAGAUUACUAAGGUGCCAGUCGAGAACUGUGAGAAUUUUACAACAUGUAAUGAUUGUCUUGGAGUUAACGGUGUUGGCGAUCCAUACUGUGGUUGGUGUACGCUAGAAAACAGGUGCUCAAGAUGGAAUGUUUGCCAGGGUCACAUAGAUAGAUCUACUAAUAGAUGGAUUGCCGAUUUUCAAUGUCCAAGCGUUGAUGUUUAUCCGAGUACUGUGUAUUGGGAAAGAAUGGCUUUAUUGACGCUAAAUGUAACCAGUUUACCACAGUCUCUGACUGGAUUUAAAUGUGUAUUUGACACUAUUGGCACAACAAAUGCGACCCCGACUGGUGAAAGUAACGUCUUGACUUGUACUACUCCUCCACCGAGUAACAUACCGUCACCUGGAAGCAGAGGUUUCAUCAAAGUGAAAUUGUCAAUAUUAUCAGUAGAAACCAAUGAAAAGUUUGUCAGUACUAAUUUUUAUUUUUGUGAUUGCGACUCCUUGAAGACAUGCAUGACCUGUACUGAAAACAACUGUGGAUGCGAUUGGUGUGUUUUUGAAAAUAUUUGUUCUAAAGAUGUCAGUUCCUGUAAAAUUGAAGGUGUUGUCAGAGGCAAUGCAAAUGAAGCCAACAGUUCCCAGCAAUGUCCGCAAAUUAAGGAAAGUGCUGAAACGUUAAUUCCUGUUGAUUUGUCUGCAGAGAUCUAUGUUGUUGGAGAGAAUUUCCCACAGCCUUUGGAUGGGCAGACUGGAUAUGAAUGUAUUCUACAUAUAGAAGGAGCGGAAGUCAUUACCACAGGAGAACGAGAAAGCUCAGAGAGCAUUAAAUGCCGAAGCUUCAAGUACAUGUAUUCGGAAGACGUCAUCAGUAAAUUAGUCACCUUGCAGUUGAAAUGGAACAACGAUUUUGAAAUUGACAAUCCUGAUAACGUCCAAGUUAAUCUGUACAAGUGUGACGUUGGCCGUUCUAAUUGCGGAAAGUGUCAGCAAGCUGAGUUGAAAUACCAAUGUGGUUGGUGUAAUAGUGUAAAUGAGCAGAAAUGUACGGUGAUCAACAAAUGCAAUCCAAGAAAUUCUUGGCUGACAAGCGAGGAGAUUUGUCCUAAUCCAACCAUUACUAAAAUUAAACCAGAAGCGGGUCCUAUUGAAGGGGGCACCAGGCUGACCAUCAUGGGGUAUAAUUUAGGAAAGAAUGUGUCUCAUGUUAAAAAUGUUGAUGUCGCCGGACUAGGAUGUCUACCGCAGUCAGAUGGAUAUAGGAUUGCAGAACAAGUACAAUGUCUCACCAGCGCUAGUAAUGGUGUUCAUUCAGGUCAUGUUUCCAUAACUAUUGGAAAUAAUCUAAUGUCGUACAGUGGCGUUUCAACUGGUCAGUUCUCUUAUGUGGGCGAGGAUUUAAAUUUGGCAGUGGAUGAAAGCGAUGUUAGAGUAAUGAUUGGUAGUGAAUUUUGUGAAGUGAUUUCCUUGGCAUGGAAUCAGCUGACCUGUGUGCCACCUGCACAUCCGCCAAAUGGAGGAAAUGACAAAAGCGGGGCAGAAUUAUGGGUCACAAUUGGGAAUUCUCUAGAGUUCUUCAUAGGAUCUGUGAGUUAUGCUGAGGAAGAUCCACCCAUUGCAUCUUGGCUCAUUGCGAUAUUUACGUGUACACUAAUACUGCUUCUGUUAUUAUCACUCACGGCAUUGGCAACCUGCAUCAUUCGACGACAUUUUAAACAGCGUGGUUGUAACAUUCAGUCUGAUAUUGCUAUGACGACCGUAUCAGGAGACGUUUCUUCAGGUUAUGCCCAUUUAUAA